This is a messenger RNA of Homarus americanus (American lobster), 1598 nucleotides long. Its product is annotated as alpha-L-fucosidase-like. The transcript is spliced from 9 exons. Gene Ontology annotation, biological process: fucose metabolic process; glycoside catabolic process. Gene Ontology annotation, cellular component: lysosome. NCBI's taxonomy places the organism in Eukaryota, Metazoa, Arthropoda, Malacostraca, Decapoda, Nephropidae. The record is from RefSeq and is a predicted model, not a curated record. Bases 73 to 1461 code for a protein of 462 amino acids. Gene Ontology annotation, molecular function: alpha-L-fucosidase activity.
UAACCAACCCUCCCUAGUCCUCCAUAUUGGGUAGAGCUGGCCGAACAGAAAGCAGGGCCAGUGUUGCUCGAUAUGUACCGAUUAACGCUUGUGUUAUUCCUAGCUGGAGUGGUCCUUGGGGAGUAUGACCCCACCUGGGACUCCCUGGACACCCGGCCACUGCCCCCCUGGUACGAUGGUGCCAAGGUCGGCAUCAUGAUCUGCUGGGGCCUCUACUCAGUACCAUCUUUCGGCAGCGAGUGGUUCUGGAAUUAUUGGCAAAGUGGUCACAAUCCUCCUUACGUAGACUUCAUGAACAAGAACUACCGGCCCAACUUCACCUACCAGGACUUCGCUCCUCAGUUCACAGCGGAGUUCUACGACCCUUUGGAGUGGGCGAGUCUUUUCAACGCCUCUGGGGCUCGCUACACAGUUUUCGUCACUAAGCAUCACGAAGGAUACACUAUGUGGCCCUCAAAAUACUCCUGGAACUGGAACACCAUGGAUGUAGGGCCUAAGAGAGACCUCGUGGGUGACUUGGCCAAGGCCAUGAGAUCCACCACCCCCAACGUUCACUUUGGGGUCUACCAUUCUCUGUAUGAGUGGUACAAUCCCCUGUAUUUACAAGACAAAAGUAACAAAUUUAUGACUAACGACUUCGUUACCAGAAAGACCAUACCCGAACUGCACGAGCUGGUGAAUAACUACCAGCCGGAAGUGAUAUGGUCAGACGGUGACUGGGAGGCGCCGGACUGGUACUGGAACUCCACUCUGUUCCUGGCGUGGCUCUUCAACGACUCCCCAGUCAAGGACACCGUCGUGGUCAACGGCAGGUGGGGCAUCGGAAUCCCCUGUCAUCACGGCUCUUUUUACAACUGCAAAGAUCGUUAUAAUCCAGGUGUGUUACAGCCACACAAGUGGGAGAAUGCUAUGACGCUAGACAAACUCUCGUGGGGUUACCGCCGGCAUGCUCCAGCCACCGACUACCUCACCAUCCAUGAUCUUCUCACCCAGCUGGCGCAGACCAUCAGUUGUGGAGGCAACUUGCUGGUGAACGUGGGGCCGACCCACGAUGGUCGCAUCCCACCCAUCAUGGAGGAGCGACUGCGGCAGCUGGGCUCCUGGCUCAACAUCAACGGUGACGCCGUGUACGACUCAACACCCUGGACACACCAAAACGACAGUGUCACCCCUGGAGUGUGGUACACCAGUAGAGCGGGUGUGGUGUAUGGCUUAGUGUUAACCUGGCCUAAAGAAAACAUAGUGAGUCUGGGGUCGGUGGUCAGUACACCAGAGAGCAGGAUCACCAUGCUGGGCUACCACAGCGACUACAACAGUUACCUUGAGUUUACAACGUUAGAAAAAGGUACUGAGGUGAAGUUCCCGCCUAUGUCGGAGGUGGGAAGCCAGUGGGUGUGGGUGCUGGCCAUGACCCACGUCAACCCCUCUAGCCUCCCUGGCACACCUUCCCCGCAGGUGUAAUAUGGAAGCAACAUUUGGAGAUGCUCCUAUAACUCGUAAUAUCAACACUAUUAGAGAUAAAAAUUAUUCAUCUAGCGUGUAAAUUUUUUGUAAUAUUUAAAAUAAAGAAGCAAUGCAAAUGAAAUCUCUUUAUGUCA